AUGUCUUCGGAGCCAUCGACGUCAGCCGAAGUGCAACCGGAUACUCUACCCAAUGAGCCAACUACCUCCAAGUCUUCUCAGGACAAGAAUUUGGAGUCGGAACGCAGCACUCUUCUUCAACAGGCUCUUAUCCAAGCCGGAGAGCAUCGCGCCCAAAAAAGCAAGAACGUAUGUCGCUCGAACGCUAUAAAAACGUCAAUGCCCGGUUUUCAGAACGGUUAUCAACUCCAAAGUUAUUCUUUUAGUGCGUCUACCUUCCUUUGAUAAAUAUUCGAGCCAAAUUUGAUUUUGUGCUUGCGUGACACAUAAAUCUUAUUAUUUGCGCUGGUUUUAGUAGUGACAGGCUUUUUUCAGUUUGAAGUUAAUCAAAUUUGGAAGAGAGGCGAAAAAUAGAAACUACUGACCGAACACAUAAACUGAAGUUUUAUUGAAGUGUGCCAAAAAGCUGCUUUAUUAUAAUAAAAUUGGAGUUUCUAACAUAUUUUUUUGUGCUCGUGAUGUUUUAGUAUUUUGUAGUUUCACACUAAAAUUGCAGCGGAUAGAAAAAAAAGCUUUUCACGUCUCCGAUAUGGCGUGAUUGAAUCGUUCUGACUUAACGCCAGAAUGAUCGACACAACCAAGUUUUUUUAAUGAAAAAAAUUUAACUUCGCGGUUUUUUUAAAGCUCGUUUUUUUACAACUUCAGAGAUUCGCAAUCUCAUUUUUGAUGCUUUUUUUCUGUUCCUUUCAAAAACAGAAGUAGCACGGAUUACGAGAAAAAAAGUGCGGAGACAAAAUUAAAAUUCCAAUUGCGUUAAAUGAAUAAAAUGUUGGGUUUUUUCUUUUGCAAGUCUGGUAUUUUUUAGGGCAACAAAGCAAAACAGAAACACCAUCCGGCCAUCACGAAUUUUCUGAAAAUCAAGGAGCAUCCACUGUAUUCAAUACUUGAGGUGAAAACUUUACUUCAUUGGGAAUAAACAGACGAACGAAAAACUUUCAGCUACUUGCGACAAAAUGCGAGAAAGCAACACAGUCUCUGGCGAAACAAACAUUCGAAAUGAAGGAUAUUGUAGAGGUGGGUGAAAUUGUUCAGAAAAAUCAAAUAGUUAUUGGAAGACUGUAA
Caenorhabditis auriculariae is the source of this 1101-nucleotide messenger RNA. The record is from the annotation of a GenBank genome assembly. Lineage: Eukaryota; Metazoa; Nematoda; Chromadorea; Rhabditida; Rhabditidae.